UAUCAUGAACGGACUAUUACUAAUCCAGGUCUUCUCGCUCGUGGUAUUUUUUAAAAUUAUCAAUGCAAAAAAUAAAGAUCUCCCGCCGCACGUCGGAAGGAUGACAAAAAGCACAGCCCCCUCCACGGGGAUCUCCAGGACGCCCCACCCCUCGGUGAACCUGACCAAACUGCCGCACGAAAACCGCGGCCAACGCGAGUCCAAUCCGCCGACCACCGAAGCCUUCACUGGAAGAGACGGGGCUUAUUCUCAGCCAGGCAAGGCGAGAGGUGAACGCUCUCACGGGCGUCUCCGGCUCACCCCUCCGCGUUUCUUUGAAGCGGGGAACGGAGAGGGACCGAGGGGCAGGGUAAAGACGGGAGUACAUCCCGAGAGGCGAGCGGGGUGGCCACCGGGCGACUUCCCAGAUCUUCUGAUUUCGUUCCAUCAAGAUAAAUCCAAGCUGAACAGGUCUCCCACCUACCAUACCCUCCUGGCCAAGAGUAUGCGGCCAGAUUCUUCAGUGUACCCGUCCCACAGCCGUGAAGGUUCCCAACUCAGUGACACGCGUGGUGUAACAAGACGGGGCGAAAGAGUUCCAAGUUCGGGCGUGGACCCCGAGGAGAACCGGCCCAGAAAGUCCACACGCCACAGAGCCAGGGACACAAUAAAUGGCAUCAGCUCCCCGUCGGAAGCUGGCCGCCGCACGUUGAGCUUGUUCUACCAUUUUAACGUACUCCGAGAAGAUUACAACAAGCAGUUGUGCUCAGUUGAAUGCAGGAAGGAAAAGAACGAGAGAGAGUUCUACUGCAGCAGUGAUUUUGCAAUCAAUGGCAUUGUCCAUGAUAUAAUAACCCUCGAUAAAGGACUGCAAAUGGUGACGUUAUUGGUGGAUAGCCAUGGAUUCUACCGCAUGGGGCGGCUGUAUGUCACACCAGAUGGAUUCUUCUUCAAAGUGCACAUUCUUGUGGUUGAUACAUUCAACUGUAGAAGACUUUGUCCUGACUUAAAGUUUGGUGGCAGGUACAUCAUGAUGGGUCUGAUAUAUCACAGAAGAUACCCACUACCCAUGUGGGUACAAGAACGUGUUUCUGGGAGGCUCAAGCCUGGUGAUGGGCUGGUGAAGAGCAGCAGCUAUGUGAGAAGAUUUAACAAAAAGAGAGACCAGAAAGUCCAGCUGUUGCGUGACGGGAACUGUGGAACCACUUUCUGA
This is a messenger RNA of Pristis pectinata (smalltooth sawfish), 1192 nucleotides long. Its product is annotated as UPF0450 protein C17orf58 homolog. The transcript is spliced from 5 exons. Gene Ontology annotation, molecular function: protein binding. NCBI's taxonomy places the organism in Eukaryota, Metazoa, Chordata, Chondrichthyes, Rhinopristiformes, Pristidae. Bases 5 to 1192 code for a protein of 395 amino acids. The record is from RefSeq and is a predicted model, not a curated record.